Molecule: messenger RNA, 765 nt
Organism: Pipistrellus nathusii (Nathusius's pipistrelle)
Lineage: Eukaryota; Metazoa; Chordata; Mammalia; Chiroptera; Vespertilionidae
Source: the annotation of a GenBank genome assembly
AUGGAGGAGCGGCCGCGGGCGCCGGGGAGCAUCCUCCGGACGCUGCUGGGUCCUUUCCCUCGGGUCUUUGCUGCGGGCGCCGUGGCCUCCGGUUCUGUGGCCGCCGAUUCGGAGGUCCUCGCGGAGGACCAGAGGCUACCUCCUUCCUACGCCCCGGAAGCCCAGCGCCUGGAGUCUGGAUGGGACCGCCUCCGGGGGCUGUUUGCCAGAGAUGCACAGCAGAGAAGAUCAAAGGAACUUGAGGAUAUUUAUAAGGCAGCCAUUACAGGAUGCAUCAUUGGCUGGGCAUAUGGGGGAAUACCAGCUUUUGUACAUGCUAAACAGCGCUACAUUGAGCAGAGCCAAGCAGAAGUUUAUUAUAACCGGUUUGAUGCUGUGCAAUCUGCACAUCGUGCUGCCACGCGAGGCUUCAUCCGGUAUGGCUGGCGCUGGGGUUGGAGAACUGCAGUGUUUGUGACUAUAUUCAACACAGUGCACACUGGUCUAAAUGUAUACCGAGAUAAAAGUGCCCUAAGCCAUUUUAUCAUUGCAGGAGCUGUCUCAGGAAGCCUUUUUAGAAUAAAUUUAGGACUGACUGGUUUUGUAGCUGGUGGCAUAAUUGGAGCCUUGCUAGGGAAAGCCAGACUACAAAUUACUGAGCUCCUCCCUGAAGAAAUUGAAAGUAGCCUACAGAAAAAUCAACCCGAGGAUGAUAUUGAGAAAAUUGAAGCACUGCUAAAUCUUCCUAGAAACCCCUCAGCAACAGAUAAACAAGACAAGGACUGA